This is a messenger RNA of Grammomys surdaster, 1641 nucleotides long. RefSeq names its product FtsJ RNA 2'-O-methyltransferase 1 (gene Ftsj1). Gene Ontology annotation, cellular component: cytoplasm. The transcript is spliced from 13 exons. The record is from RefSeq and is a predicted model, not a curated record. Gene Ontology annotation, molecular function: tRNA methyltransferase activity. Gene Ontology annotation, biological process: cytoplasmic translation; tRNA methylation. The coding region runs from base 243 to 1223 and encodes 326 amino acids. NCBI's taxonomy places the organism in Eukaryota, Metazoa, Chordata, Mammalia, Rodentia, Muridae.
AACGUCAUACGUUGUGCUCUGGUCUGGACCUCCGUGGAACUGAAGUGUUUUACAAAGCAAACUUUACCACGUUGCGACAACCUCUAGGCGUGUGCGACAGGCCUUCGGGUCCACUCCGAACACCAACUGGAGCCCUACCUUUUCUCACCAGUUUGCACACUCUUCUCGAGGCUGGCGAUCAGCCACCCUCUGUACCCAAGAGCUGAGGACAGCAUCAGGACACUACCUACCAGCAGACUGAGAUGGGACGGACAUCUAAGGAUAAACGAGAUGUCUACUAUCGCCUGGCCAAGGAAAAUGGCUGGCGGGCCCGAAGUGCUUUCAAGCUACUUCAACUUGAUGAGGAAUUCCAACUCUUCAAAGGUGUCAAGCGAGCAGUUGACUUGUGUGCAGCCCCAGGAAGCUGGAGCCAGGUGCUGAGCCAGAAAGUUGGGAGUCAGAGUUCUGGUCAGGUGGUGGCUGUGGACUUGCAGGCUAUGGCUCCACUCCCAGGGGUGAUACAGAUACAGGGUGACAUCACUCAGCUUUCCACUGCCAAGGAGAUCAUCCAACACUUUGAGGGCUGCCCUGCUGACCUAGUAGUGUGUGACGGGGCUCCUGAUGUCACUGGCCUCCAUGACGUGGAUGAGUACAUGCAGGCCCAGCUUCUGCUAGCUGCUCUCAACAUUGCUACUCAUGUCUUGAAGCUAGGGGGCUGCUUCGUGGCCAAGAUAUUCCGAGGCCGGGAUGUGACCCUGCUCUACAGCCAACUACGUAUCUUCUUCUCCAGUGUGCUCUGUGCUAAGCCCAAGAGCAGCCGGAAUUCCAGCAUUGAGGCCUUUGCAGUGUGUCGUGGUUAUGAUCCUCCUGUGGGCUUCAUUCCAGACCUGACCAGACCCCUACUGAACCACUCAUACGAUACAGAUUUCAAUCAGUUGAAUGGUCCCACCCGUGUUAUUGUGCCCUUUGUGACCUGUGGGGACCUCAGCGCCUAUGAUUCUGACCGCACUUACUCUCUGGAUCUAGAUGGUGGCUCUAAAUACAAAUAUACUCCACCAACCCAGCCCCCCAUCGCACCCCCAUACCAGGAGGCCUGCAGGUUGAAGAAGAAUGGACAGCUGGCCAAGGAACUCCUGCCCCAAGAAUACACCAUCAACAGUGUAGACAAGUUGUCCCAGCCUCUGACUGUCCAUACCCUGCUAACCCCCAAGGUGGAAGACAAUGAAAUUAAUGGUUCACCUUAACACAUUAAGGGUUUGCAGUAAAAGUCAAAGUAAUACAGCCCAAAAGCUGCUGCCUGACAAGAAAACCAGAAGCUGGCUUGCUGAGUUUGUUUGCAGAUAUCAUCUAUGGGGACUGAACAGACCGACCUAGAGUGAGAAUCUACAGCAACUCAAUGACGACAAAGAAAUGGUGAAGACCUCAGAGCUGCAGGAGAGAUUUGUUGAGACUGUGAGCACAUUCCUCUUCUCUAAACCUCUCCUGGAGUGUCCGGAGUAGGCCCAGGAUUUUCCCCCAAAGUACUGGUUCUUCUAUGGUUAAACAUCAGGGACCUUCACCAAACAUGAUGGAGGAAUGUGUGAAUAUUGUCACUAUAAUGGAAGUUCAGCUUGACUCCCAGUUAACAAAUAUUGGCAAUAAAUCAAAACAGGAAAAGCCCUA